Rotaria socialis is the source of this 705-nucleotide messenger RNA. The record is from the annotation of a GenBank genome assembly. Lineage: Eukaryota; Metazoa; Rotifera; Eurotatoria; Philodinida; Philodinidae.
AUGACAUCUUCAACAUUGAUACCAAUUAGUAACGAUAAAAACUAUGUUUUACGAUCAUCGGGAAAUUCCUAUUCAAUAUAUGAUCAUGGUCAGGGUUGUCGAACUUAUUCAUAUGAAUUUAAUUUAAAUAACUAUGAACCUGAACAUAUCAAUGUUUUGCUUGAUAAUUUUGGAAGAUUACGUAUACGUGCCUAUCGACCACUCUGUCGCAGAUUUCGACGUGAAUACAAUCUUGGUAGGCCAAAUAUUGAAGCAAGACUGGUCAGAAAUACAAUUGAUAUGUCUGGAUGUCUUCGAGUUGACGUAGAUGUUCGACCACGUGAACCUGAUUUAUUAUCAGUAAAUGAUCCAAAAAAUAAUAAUGAUCGUAUUCUUACAUUUGACUUACAUGGUUAUCGACCGAAAAACGUGAAUGUUCGGGUAGAUAACAAUGGUUUGAUAAAAGUUUAUGCACAACAUACAGAUGAUACAACUGAUCAUGGUAUCAAUAAAGAAUAUUAUCGUCAAUAUCAAUUACCGAAACAUAUCGAUCCUGAUCAUAUACGAGCGAGGCUCGAUCAAAAUCAAAUAUUAACGAUUCAAUUACCACAAUCAUCAAUUAGAAGAAGUCCAUCUUGGGAGCCAUAUUACAAUAAAAAGGAUCCACUAGCUAAUGGCAAACGACCAUAUGGAAACUCCUGUUGUUGCUGUUGUAAUGUUAUGUAA